AUGCAGGCCACGGGUGCGCAGCAAACAGCAGCCGACCAGCACGUUGCUGCCAGGGGGCAGGGGCUGGUGACUCUGGAGGAGGUGCAGCAGAUUGCGAGCUCAAGGGGGAUGGAGAUCAGCACUAAGGUUCUGGGACCCUUCUACCGCAUCGUGUGCCGCGACACCGCGGCAUCCAGCAGCAGCGGCAGCGGCAGGGCACCCAGCUCAGCGGAGCGGGCAGCUGAGGAGGCGGCGGCGGGCGUGGGCGGCCGCGGCUGUGUGCUGGCGGUGACCAGCGGCUUCCUGGUGCCGCCGCCUCUGGGCCUCAUGCACUGUGACACGCUGCAGGUGUUCACGAAAGGGCAGAGUGGCGAGGAGGGCGGCCGCACGCGCGGCGGCGUGCUGGGCCUGGGGCUGCUCAUGGGCGCCGCCACCUUUGCCUUUGGCCUGGCCCGCGGCUGCCGCAAGGCCGAAAUCCUGGCCAUCAACGACGACGAGGCCUGGCACGAGCGGCUGGUGCGCUACUACACCCGCUUUGGCUUCCAGCCGGUGCGGGUGGUGCGUGGCGACAGCCUGGCAGACCUGCCGCACAUGCUGGUGUGGGGUGGGGCCGGCACCCGCAUGGAUGCUGACGUGGAGGCCAUGCUGCGGCGCUGGACCCGGGCUGUGCGCCGCAACUCGGCGGCAGCAGGAGCGGCAGAAGCACCAGCGGCAGGAGCGCCAGAUGGAACGGCGGCGGCGGCGGCGGCGGCGGCGAUGACGGCGGCGCAGCAAGGCGACUGA
Messenger RNA from Chlorella variabilis, 762 nucleotides. RefSeq lists its product as hypothetical. The record is from RefSeq and is a predicted model, not a curated record. The coding region runs from base 1 to 762 and encodes 253 amino acids. NCBI's taxonomy places the organism in Eukaryota, Viridiplantae, Chlorophyta, Trebouxiophyceae, Chlorellales, Chlorellaceae. The transcript is spliced from 4 exons.